AUGGUCUCAAGUGCCUUACCAUUGUGCGCGGCACUGCUUUUAGCUGCUUUUUCUGCUGUAUCGAAGGCACAAGUAUCUUAUGCUGUUACUACUUAUACUGCACCAGUUUCUGGUUAUUGGAAUCCGGCUACUAUUGAAGGUGAGGGUCCUAUUGUAACAGUGGACAGAAUAAUUUUUAAUAAUCCGUAUAAUGCAUCUAAUGAUGCUAAGUGUUUGUUGACACCAGAACAAAAGGCGGCUGUUUUGGACCUAAUGAAUAAGUACAGAUCUAUGUUUGUUGACACUCCUAAUUUGACCUGGUCUGAUGCUUUAGCCAAACGGGCUGCGUGGUGGGCUUGCAAAUUUGAUGUAUACAAGGACAUUCCAGAAGACCCUCCAGAUUACGACUACAAUAUUGGUAAAAGCAUGUACGCAGGAGCUGCUGCUAAUCCAGUCGGUGCUGUAGACAUGUGGUUUGAUGAAAUUAAUAGUUAUAAUUACAGCCAUCCUGGCUUUUCCUGGCCAACUGUACAUUUUACACAGCUUGUUUGGAGAUCCACCACAGAGGUUGGUUGUGCUGCAAAUUUAUUUUGGCCCGCUUUUGACGGUUCGCCCAAUCAAUACUUUGUUGUGUGUCAGUACUUACCUGCUGGUAAUAUGUUUGGUCAAUUCCCUGAAAAUGUUAUGCCUCUGAAACCAGCUUAUAAAAGUCUUCAUUGGUCAACACUUCAUUCGGUAACCGCCCCCAUAAAUUGGACAUCUAUGUCUCUAUAUCAAAAAACACAUACUAUAGCUCCAAUUACUAUAACUCCGACAUCAAAUCCUAACCCUGUUUACACAAUACCUUUUGGAGAUUGGUCAGACUUCUUUCCAUCAACAGCCCAGUUUACUUAUUUAAGUGCCACUGACAGUUUAACUACCACUGCAACAACAACUACCCCAAGCAACAGUAAUGGUUCUGCUGUUGAUGCUACUAGCAGAUCAACCAUCACUUCUGAGAAAUCUAUCUCAAGCAACAGUCAUGCUUCUGCUAUGAAUACCACUGACAGAUCAACUGUCAUUUCUAAGAAAUCUAUCUCAAUCAGUCAUAGUUCUGCUAUGGAUGCUACUCACAGACCAAUCAUCAUUUCUAAGAAAUCUACUUCAAACAGUAAUGGUUCUACUAUUGAUGCUACUGACAGAUCAACCUCCACUUCUGAAAAAUCUACUCCAAGUAACAGUCAUGGUUCUGCUAUGAAUACUACUGACAGACCAACCACCAUUUCUAAAAAAUCUACCUCAAUCAGUCAUGGUUCUGCUAUAGAUGCCACUGACAGAUCAACCUCCACUUCUAAGAAAUCUGUCUCAAUCAGUCAUAGUUCUACUAUAGAUGCUACGGACAGAUCAAUCAUCACUUCUAAAAACUCUGCCUCAAUCAGUCAUGGUUCUGCUAUUGAUGCUACUGACAGAUUGACCACCACUUCUAACAAAUCUACCUCAAUCAGUCAUGGUUCUGCUAUUGAUGCUACUGACAGAUCAACCAUCACUUCUGAAAAAUCUACUCCAAGCAACAGUCAUGGUUCUACUAUGGAUGCUACUGACAGAUCAACUACCACUUCCAGCAAAUCUACCUCUAGCAGCAGUAAUGGUUCUGUUAUGAAUACUACUGACAGAUCAACCUCCACUUCUAAGAAAUCUACCUCUAGCAGCAGUAAUGGUUCUGCUAUGAAUAAUACUGACAGAUCAACUACCACUUCUAACAAAUCUACCUCAAUCAGUCAUGGUUCUAAUAUAGAUGCCACUGACAGAUCAAUCAUCACUUCUAAAAAAUCUACCUCAAUCAGUCAUAGUUCUACUAUUGAUGCCACUGACAGAUCAACCACUACUUCUAACAAAUCUACUUCAAACAGUCAUGCUUCUACUAUGGAUGCUACUAACAGAUCAACCAUCACUUCUGAAAAAUCUACUCCAAGCAACAGUCAUGGUUCUACUAUGGAUGCUACUGACAGAUCAACUACCACUUCCAGCAAAUCUACCUCUAGCAACAGUAAUGGUUCUGUUAUGAAUACUACUGACAGAUCAACCUCCACUUCUAAGAAAUCUACCUCUAGCAGCAGUAAUGGUUCUGCUAUGAAUAAUACUUGUUGA
Arxiozyma heterogenica is the source of this 2106-nucleotide messenger RNA. RefSeq lists its product as uncharacterized. Gene Ontology annotation, cellular component: extracellular region. The transcript has a single exon. Bases 1 to 2106 code for a protein of 701 amino acids. The record is from RefSeq and is a predicted model, not a curated record. Lineage: Eukaryota; Fungi; Ascomycota; Saccharomycetes; Saccharomycetales; Saccharomycetaceae.